This is a messenger RNA of Lactuca saligna, 1226 nucleotides long. The record is from the annotation of a GenBank genome assembly. Lineage: Eukaryota; Viridiplantae; Streptophyta; Magnoliopsida; Asterales; Asteraceae.
CUCGUAGCGAGUUUUCUGAACUUCGUCAUAACUCAAUAUGGCUAAAAAAUCGUUAGUUUCUUCUGUAUUCCUUCUACUGGUUUUGGCUCUUAAUAUCUCAGAAAUCGCGACUGAGUCUAAGCCACCACCAAAAAUAUGUGAGAAGGGUAGCAAGAUGUACUCCGGAAACUGCUACAGCAAGCUGUGCGACGAAAAGUGCAAAGACUGGGAGAAGGCAAUCCAUGGAGCUUGUCAUAAGCGAGAGAACAAAAAUACAUGCUUCUGUUACUAUGACUGUGACAAGAAGUCACCUCCUGCAAAAGAUGGGAAACCACCUCCUGCUGCUGGCGGAUCACCGCCUCCUGCUUCUGGUGGUGGAUCACCACCUCCUCCAGCAGACGGCGGAUCCCCACCUCCUGCUAGUGGCGGAUCACCACCUCCCCCCACAGCCAAAUAGACGUAUCGCGCGGCAUAUAGCUUAGUAGCUCGCCUGCAGGGUUAAGGUCUAAAUGGCGAAAGUUCCACAUCCUAGAGUGGUAAGCCAUCUAUAAAUAUAAUAUAAAUUAAAGAUACAAUCUUCCUACUUUACGAAGCCAUCGAUUUGAAGAACUACAAAGUGUGCAGUUUGUAUCACCAAUAGCUUAUGAUAUGAUGCCCUUUCAAAGGUGAUGUAAUAAUAUCAUAAACUGAUCACUUUUAUGAUUGAAUCUUUGCGAUUAAAUAAAUGAGAACAGUUGGAAUUUACAUGGAUAAUCACUUAUGAGAUCUUUUGUAUUAUUUUGAUGGAACUUUUUUACUUAGUCGGUAUAUGCUUUCACUACUAGAAAAGCGUACAUUUUUCAACAAUAUUACGGACGGAAAAAUACAGUCACAAAAUACCGACACAAUACCGACUGAAAUGCAACGCAAUACAAAACCUUAAUUUAGGUCAAGUUUAUGACGGAAAUGCCGUCGGUGAUUAUCGAAGGAGAACAAUAAUUUUUCUUAGGAAUACGUCGGAAAUCAGUAAAAAUAUAUGGCCAAGGUUUGAACUCAGAACAAUACAUUGAGAUUCGAAAAAAAAAAAGUACGGAAAUUGGUUUUAAUAGAAAAAAUGACAUAUGUGCAUUUCUAUGUAUCUAUGUAUGCGCAUGUAUUUGUAUGUGUAACUGUAUGUAUGUAUAUGAAUUUAUAUGUAUAUAAAUACAUGGGUGUAUGCAUGUAUAUAUGUAUAUGUAUAUUUAUGUGUAUGUAUAGGUGCAGGGGCG